This is a messenger RNA of Synchiropus splendidus (mandarinfish), 2835 nucleotides long. RefSeq names its product NXPE family member 3-like. NCBI's taxonomy places the organism in Eukaryota, Metazoa, Chordata, Actinopteri, Syngnathiformes, Callionymidae. The transcript has 9 exons. The record is from RefSeq and is a predicted model, not a curated record. Bases 1105 to 2835 code for a protein of 576 amino acids.
ACGACCGUUGUUCUAACCGGCUUUGACCGAACUUCCUGAAAACUUCCUGCAACUUCCCUCAUCUGCAAAGCCGCAAUCAUCACACCAACAACACAAGCAAAAAUAAUACAAAACAAAAACAUUUCUGGACACUCGCUUCUUACCAUAGCUCACACGAAUACAAAAAAACCUGGGCCAGAAGACUUGACAAUUCACACAAAGCGCAAUAUAAUGACGUAGACUACUGUAAUCCACACUUGGCUCUUGCACCAACAUGAGUACUUUGUUGUUCAAAACUACGACUACUGCUACUAUUUUUGUUUUUUAUUAUUAUUAACUACUACUACUAUUACUCCUUUUUUAUGAUCAAAUUCACAAUUACGACUAAAUAAACGUGUAUUGGGGAAUAUGUUUCUGUCACACACUACACUGUUGCCUUUUUCUCCAUCUCCUCACCUGGACAGGGUUUAGUCUCAUCCCAUCAGCGGCCCGUUCCUCCCUCCUGUGUGCACGCAACUCCAUCACUGUCCGAAACUAUAGUCCCCUCCAAAAGGUUAGGAACAAUGAAGCAAAUUCCUUUUUUUUUUUUUUUUUUUACUGUGGACUCCAAAAGAUUAAUAUGAGGCAAGAGAUCAACAUUUCAGAUUUUAUUUCCAGUAUUUUUUAUAACAAAAAAAUGGAGUGUUCCUUUACAAAUAAUGUUAUCAUCUAAGUUAUGUAUCAGAUCCAGAUGUAAACACCUGGAAAUCAAAGCCAAAAUGUAGAAUUUUUUUUGUCUCAUAUUCGUCUUACGGUGUCAAACUCAAAUGUUUCUAGUUGUGAUGGAAAAAUGAUAUUGUUCAGACGAAGUUACUGGUGAAGGCUACCUCAUUAUUUUCGGCUGAACCAUUCCUCCAUGUUUUCAUGGAAUAAGAGCGUGACCCCGUCUAGCACGAGGGUCGCAUCUGCCGCCAGCCACGGCUCCGCACUAGCAUCGUGCCUCGCUCUCUCACUGAUGCUAGACGAGCAUUGCUAUAUCGUCCAUCAGCUGGCUGACGUUGCUGGAGAGAGACCCCACAAUGACGGACAGUCCAUGUGGUCGUACCCUCCUCAGUUGUCGCCCAGCUCCCAGCUAUUGUCUGGAUCAUGAAGGAGGAAGAAAAGAGUUUGGGAAAGUCCUGCGUUCAAAAACCAAUGGCAGUUUUAAUAUUGUUUUCCAUCUUCAAUGCAAUUCUCCUGUUUCAACUCUGGAAAACCUCAAAGGAUCAAAAGUAUUCACAUCCACCACCAAAGCCCAACCAGCAGAACAAUAUUGGAUUUGUAUCCCAAGGACAAUAUAACUAUAAACCGACAGUAGAAGGUGACAUUUGUAAAUUCCAACCCUCCUCCCCACAAGAACUUAUUGAAGAACAGAACAUAUUCAGCUCAAUAGCUUGGCCCCAAACACCACCCCUGCUGGGUAACAAGUCCACCAACGCCCGUGGCAGUAGCUUUACUCUUCACAGAGGCGCUGGAGGGCAACAGUGGCAUGUUGGCGAUGAACUGAGAGUAACUAUUACCAUGAAGGACUUCCUGGGCAAACCAAAGAAGACUGGAGGAGAUGUCCUAGUUGCCCGAGUCCACAACUCAGUUCUUCAGGCUGGUGUUGCAGGGCAAGUUAUCGACCAUGAAAACGGCUCCUACACAGCCACAUUUCCUUUACUCUGGACUGGAAAAGCAACCAUCGAGGUGACUCUUCUUCAUCCCAGUGAGGCCGUCACAGUAAUAAGAAGACUGAACAAAGACAAUCCAGACAGAGUUUACUUUAAAAGUGUUUUCCGCCUAAAUUCCAUCUCUGAAACCAUGAACUGUAAUUUCUGCCUGCGACCCACCAAACUGCCAGUGUGUGACUUCACCGACCUGCGCACAGGGGAGCCAUGGUUCUGCUUCAAGCCAAAACAACUGGGCUGUGAAAGCAGAAUCAGCCAUUCCAUGGGAGGAUAUCAUGCCAAAAUAUUCCAUGACCCUGGUGAAGAAAAGGUUUUCCAAAUUGGUGUCAACAUGAAAGUGAAACUGAGAUCUGAAGGACCAGCGUUUGUGAACGUGCUGCCACAGAGGAAUGCUUCAUCAGGUUCAGAGAGGAACAGAACCGUAGAGAACUUGGGACAUUCUGGAUAUUACUACCGUGGAGAGUGGCAGGCCCUGGAUGGGACCAGAGUUCAGCAUUUUCAAAAGCCUGCUGCCAUGAGUAAAUGUCUCCAAGGAAAGAAGAUCUACAUGUUUGGAGACUCCACUGUCAGACAGUGGUAUGAAUACCUUGUUGAAAAACUGCCAGGUCUGGUGAAUUUUGAUUUCCACAAUGGCCCAAUGACCGGACCGUACAUGGCGACCGACAUUGCAAACAACAUCUUCAUGCUCUACCAGGUCCAUGGUCUGCCCAUACGUAUACGACCCAUCUCAGUCAGCAAGCUGCGAGUCUGCGACCUGCUUUGCUGCUCUCAGGAACAGAUUGCAGUGACAUUAAAGGUCGCUCACUUCAAACUACCAGUGGAGUCUUCAUCAUUCAGCCUCCUGGAGUCAACAAUUCCUUUCAGGUGUUCUGUGAGAUGGAGGAUGUCAGAAGGAGGCUGGACUGUCUUUCAAAGACGCAGUGGAAAUGAAGUGUCUUUCGACAGAAAAUGGGCGGCUUACAAGGAUGGAUUUGGUAGUCUGGAAGAGAAUGAAUGCGUGUCCACCAGGAGAGGCGGUUGGUGGUACAGCCGCUGUGGUUCGGCUGAGCUCAAUGGUGACUGGCAUGAGCUGGGUAACCACCUCGGCUGGGCCUCAGGCCUCCACUGGGAUACAUGGAAAGCGCCUUACUCCCUCAAAGCUACAAGGAUGAUGGUGAAGGCAGCGUGA